GAGGAGAACGUCAGUACCACCGUCACACCGCACGUCAUUGCUGACGUAGGAUUGGUUUGUUCUCUUCAUUUUUGCGGUCCUCGUUCUUGUCGGUUUCGGCAUCACCGCAGCAGUUGAGAGCUCAAAGAUCGCACUAUGUCCAUCAUUGCACUUCGGGAUUUGCACUAUUUGCAUCGGAAAGCGGCAGGGAAGGAACCGGAAACCCUGUAAGUGGUGGGGUGUAGGGCACGUUAGCAGAGGAGAGCGAGUGUGUGUGUCUGAUAAAGAACAAACACAAAAGGAGGCAGGCUUCCCCCUGGCUUCCCCACCUCCUCCUCUACAGACUGCGGCGUCGACCAGGGCCUGAGGAGAGGGUGCGGAGAGACAAUAAACGAGGGAAAGGCAGUGGAAGAAAGAGAGAGAGAGGCAAAGGGGAGACUCCGAAGAAUCGAGAAACACAAAAUGUCGCGCGUAGCUCAGCAGUACGUCGCCUCCACCGAGCCGUCGUUGGGUUGUUGCUGGCGCCGCGACCGCUGUCGCAGUGUUCCCGUCGCAACGGAGGAUCGCCGGUUCGGCCGGGUUUUUCGCGUGAACUCCGCAGCUGCUUAAGACGAGUGUGAAACUGAACCGUGUGUCCGACUACUGCACUACGCGCAGUGGCCUCCAUGAUAAAGUGACAAACGGACAUGCGUCCUCGCCAACGAAGAGGGUCUCACAAGAACGAUAAUUUGGUUCUGGAGGCAGCAGCGUCGUUAGCUGGGGCCGGGACCAGCUGAAGCGACUUGGAGAAAAAAAAUAAACUGCGCGACAGCAUCUGCAGACAUGGGGAGCUGCGUCUCGGCCUUGUCGAGUGUCGGCGGAGACAGGAGUCGUCGAGAGCGGACGUUUCAGGUGUGGAACCUGGACGAGCAGGGCGCCGAGGUGAGCCCGGGCAAGAUCGAGGUGAACGCGAACGACCUGGUGCUAUACCAGCGUGGCCGGCCACCUGUGCGGUGGCCCUUGCGCGGUCUGCGCCGCUACGGCUUCGACGCGCACCUCUUCUCCUUCGAGAGCGGCCGCCGCUGCCCCACGGGAUCGGGCAUCUACGCCUUCAAGUGCCACCGCGCAGAGGCGCUCUUCAACGCUCUGCAGGAGUGCAUCCAGAACUCGGGCGCCGCGUCCGCCAUGACGACGACCAUCAGCAGUUCAGCAACGGCCACCGACCAGCAGCAGCCGGUGCCAUCUUCCAGCGUGGUCCCGCUGACGAGCCAGAGGAACGACAUCAUCUUUCCCCCGCCUAUCAGCAACGGCCCCACAGUCGACUCGUCGGGUUACCUUGAACCCAUCUCUCUGGGUUCCCUGCGUCCUCCCACAACUACGCAGUCAAACGCAGCCGCCAUUACGACGGCCACUGUGACAGCGCAGAGCCUGCCACAACACGUUCAGCAUUCCUACGUCAACUCGUGCGCCCAGUGCGGCCAGCCGCACCCGCCACCCUGCGUUGACAUCAACACUAACUACGCCAAGCUGGAUGACCUACUCAGACAGGAGGCAGUCGUCAAGCAGAGAGACAGCAACCACUUCUACGUCAACGUAAACCCCAUGCCCUUGGGUCAGCAGCAGCAGCACCAACAACCGCCGCCAUCACAGACGCACUCGUACGCAAACCUGAGCUGUCCGGCAUCCCCCGAGCGCGCUGUGCCAUCAUCAGCAGCAGCGUCAUCAUCAACAGCAGCAGCAGCUGGCCUCGUCAAUAACGGCGGGUUGGCAGACGAGGUCAAUUACGUGGUGCUCGACCUGGACCACCAGAGCGACUCGAGCACGAGUGCCGUGUCACCCGUGGCAACCGCAGCGCCCGUGGUAGGCACGACGGCGGUGGCGCCAAGUGGCGCCACUGCGGCACUGGCGCCACCGGGCUCGCAGCCCACGUCGCCCAUACGCACGCCCGAGGGCUAUGCGACUAUCGACUUCGACCGGACGGCCGCACUGUCCAACUCGGCCAACCCGAGUGCACACCACCACGAUGACAGCGUGCGCAAGACUCGCCACAACAGCAACGCAGUGCCCGUGCUGUGCUGAACAGUGAGGGGUGUCUCGGGGUAUGUGCGCAUAUGGGUGAGCGCUAUGGACCAGCUGAUAAAGUGCAUGCAUUCUCCAACCUUGCUGACCAGAAGCUAACUACCACAACGACGGCUUGUGCAAGACAAGCUACUGCAGCAAUGUUUGUCAGUGGUCUGCUAAGUGAUGAGGUGUCGUUUGGAUAUGCGUGCAUCUGUGUGGGUGUGACGAUAACCUGCCCUGCUGAUAAUGUGACGAGAGAACACCCCAAGUUGCUGCUCUGCGAGUGACCAGAGCACAGCGGAUGUCAAAUUAGGCCUCAGUGUGGAGUUCUGGAAGUUAGAGGCAAUGAGCACACUUAUGCUCUCUCCUCCUGGAAUGCCAGGUGCUGCCCGGAACUCUUGGCAACCGGUCACAACUGGCCUGCCAGAUUUGUGCUGUGAGCGAUGCAGUGCUCCCAAGACGUAGCACCGAGCUGUUGCUUCAAAGGAGGCAAAAAAUGGUGUCUGGGUGGCACACUUGUUUGGUGCUUGUGCAUACACUGUGUAAACGGUGUUCGUGGGCUAUUCGUACGUGCUCUGCUGAUGACCGAGAAAAGCUGCCUCAAUGCUGACAUUCAAAUUAUUGACUAGCUGUUCGUGCCAACAAUACUUGCCAGGUUAUAUAAUCUGCUCAAUUUCAGCUUCUGGAAACAGUAAUAGGGUUUGAACACAUUUUCGACCACCUAUCGUACCUUCACUAUUCUAACAUGCUCCUGAUUUUCAUAACAAGAAAAAACAUAGCAAGCUUCCUAUUUUUGGAGUCAGAAAAGAAAUCAAACGAGCAAAAUUUAUCAUCACUGAAUCAAAAUUCAGCCACUAGCAUGAACCAUGUAAGAUAACUCAUCUUUUGAGUGAGCCUUAAUAACAGAAGUGAGACACCACUGGCGAUCCUUUGAGCAUUGUCAGCCUAAAAAAUCAAGCACGAAGAAUUAAGCACACACGGAAACUUGUUCCAUCGCCAUCUUGUGAUGGCAAUCGUGUUGGCUCUGACGGUCACCUUUCACCAAUGCCUCAAAUGCAGUUUUAGUUAUAUAUGUCCGAUUGUAACACGCAGGCAAUUUGUCGACACAUUUUCUGGGAAAGAAAGUGCAUCUUAGGAUUGGGUGAAUAUGUAUAGUACACUUAGUUUCGUGUACAAUUGCUGUGUGUAAAGCCAAGCUUAAUAUGCUAGUGACAUUUGGAAAAACAAAGCACAUGACAAAUUUUCUUUUUUUCUUUCUUUCCCGAUAGCUCGAUAAUUAGCUAAUUUCCCGAUAGCUCCCCGAUAAUUAGCUCUAGUCAGUUAAUACCUUAAUAAUUUAGUACAAUAACUUGACACAUACGUAGAUGGAAAACAAACGAGCAUGAGAAUGUGAAAUGAAGUGAUUUGCCCUAAUGUACUGUCAGACUUAAGGAAGUUUUUGGGUGCCCAUCACCUGAACAGUCACCAAGUAUAGUUCUAGGGUUCCUGCAUCACUAAUGAUACUCCACGCCUGUGGUGAAAUAGAGUAACUGUCCUUACAUUCAAUCUUUACAUUUUCAAAGUGCAGCAAGUGUUGUAGAAGACUUAUACCUGUGCCACGAGGCCUGAAAAUAUUAUAUUGAAUCGAUAAUGCCUUAAGUUCCCUUAUGAAGUCUCUUUUCAGUGGAGCUGCCACAUGUCCAAAUAUAAUUGCAUUUAGUACGUUGAUGUUGAUGACAGCAUCUUCUGGAGUGAGCAACUUCUAAUUAAAAGAUAAAUGCGUCUUUACAAGUUUCAUCUGCGUUUGCGAAUAGUGAAAUAUAAUAUAAGCAUGCUAUGGUACCGUUAGCUUAAUUUUGUGGCAACCGAUAGUGUUGCAACCGACUGUAGCAACUUCAGCAAUUGCAUGUCAAAUUCAAAGCCCAGAAGCAAAAUACCGCUUGCCGCUCCAAAGCCAUUACAAUGCCGACCUGAGGAAGUUUGCCGACUACAACUACUGACAGCGUGGUAAUCGAAGGCUACAUAUAAUUUUUGACACGAUAGAUGCUGCUCCAAAUACUUCCAUUAUACUGCUCCACGCAAGCUAUGGUAUUGAGAGCACACUUUUCUCAGUCAAAUGAGUUCUGGCAAGCGCGUUAAAUAUCACAUGACACUAAACAAAUGACAUUCAGUUUGUCCAUGUGGCAUUACACAAAUGGCAUUAAAAUUUAAGGCAUCAACAGGUUAAUGCAAUUUUUUUCUGCCCAUGGUGGCACAGGCAGCAAAAGGUUCUUGUUUGUGGUCACGUGUCUGUAGACCUUUAACAGAUGGUAACCUUUGUCACAAGAGCUACCAGUUCUGAAGGCAUCGCAUCUUGUCCCCAGCCAAAACGCGAUACACCAGAUUUCUAGAUGUUGGGCUUAAUUCAUUAGGGCAUACAGACUGCAUUUUACCAGCAGACUCUCAUUUUUCAUGCCAGAUUGCAGCAUUGGAUGGCAACUUUCCUCUGGUCUGUCACGAUUUAGCAUAGUAAGGAGGCCAGUGCAUUUAACCGGUAGCAGAAAAAAAUAUUGGCCGCCUGCUUUGCGUCCUGUAAAUGCAGAGCUGGCCAUAUGCCAAACAUGUGUCCUGGUAAUGUUGUUCCGUGCAGCAAAUAGUCAUGUCAGAGCAUCUAUAAUGGCUGCAAACAUGGUGUUGGCUUUCCCAGCUAAUCAUGGUUAGGAUAACUGAAAAGGCAGAAAAUUCCACAUUUGCCUGGUGUAUUACCACAUCUGGCUUCACUGCUUGUUUUGUGCUACAUUACUGCUUCUCUUCAGAGAGAUGAUGUUCUGUGUAUAUGAGGCAUGCUUUAUCCGAGACCUGCUAUGUAUAUAAGUGCCAUAUACUAAGCCUAGAGGUAAAAUACAGAGGAAGACUUAUGGGCUUUCUCAGUUUGAUCGAAUGUUUUGCAGUCCUUGCAGACUAACAUAGGUGCAAGAAUCCUUUCCUCAUCAACUUUUCUUGGCAUGUCGAUGCAAAGUUCUUACUGAUGUUGACAUUAACCACGAGUUUGAACUGAAGAGCAUGAUUGAGCUGGACUUGCAUGGCUUUUGGUUGUAUUGCUGAAUGAUCUCGUGCUAGGCAGUCAUGUUCACUGUUUCUGGCUGGUGUUCUACAAGUCCAUUUUGCUUUACCAAAGUAGUUCAUGCUCUGAAUGAGGUCACUUUUAUUUAUUGACAUGGAAACAUUUACAGCAGCUAACCUGAAGUUUGUUUCACUUGGGCAUUUUUAUUCUACACGUUUUACACAUUUUUACAUGCCUGGAUAGCGAAUUGUUUCGUCAGCCAGAGGACAUAAGCUGAUGCAUUAUUAUCCUUGACUGCAAUUUUUUUUUUUUGCACAUCAGAAGUGUCUGUAGAAGGAUUGUCAUUAGCAGGGAUCAAAACGGUCUAACUGAGCUGUUGCACUUGCAGAAAAUCGAUGCCUCAUGCACUUCUUCAGAAACAUGCUUCAAUGAGAGUGCAGAAUCCAAGUGCUAGCUCAAACGUUAUCUUCACUCACACAUAAGCCUGCAUCAAUACCUGCCAGUUUCUUUUUGUUGGCUUCGUGACUGCACAUGUAGCAGGGUAUUCUUGCAGGGUAAUGUUGCAUCACACAUUGACCAGGCCUAACUGCCAAACGUGGGUGAAUGCCAGCUGGAGUCGUGUUUUAAGUAUUUAAGUAUUCUAGCCACUGACCAAAGAUGACCAGGUGCUAAUGUGCCAGUUGCAUUUCACAGGCAUUUCAAUCACAUCGCCACCAAAGAAAAGGCACGGUGUGUUAUCGACGUGUUAGCACUUGUUUUAGCCAAAGCUUGUUCAUGUUUCAUUUGUUCGUCAAUUUAAGCAUACAUUUCGCAAAGAUCUCAUGAAGUGUUCCUGAUGUUUCCCGUUCGUUAAUUUUUUUCUUUCUUCUAAUGCAUGUUAAUGUAUGUGUAACAACAAGCACGCAACUUUUAAAGAUGGAGCAUUAUAAUUUGUCAGCUUGUACGCAGAGAGCUCCAGUGACCUAUGGUCAUUUGAUACAUGGCUAUACCUGCAGCCAUUUUUACUUUUUCCAGUAUGUAUUUACUCUGAGUCUAUGUGGGGGGAGUUUCUUCAAAGUUAAUCAUGCUUGUGCUUGCUGGUAUUUGCAAGGCGGUCAGGUCAUUGGUCCUGACUGGUCUCAAAUAGGUAAGCUUAUAAGCCCUGAAAGGCUGCUUUAUUGACACAAAAUAAAAAUGUUUUAAAUUUUUCUUUUAAAUUCAGGCAUAUGUACCGUCCAGUGCUCGACUUUUGUCUCCCCACGAAAAUGAAUGCUAGACACAUUUCAAGACUAAGGAUUACAAACAGAGGCUUUCAAAAUAUUAGUAUUUACAUUUUCUAUUGAUGUAAACACGGUGUGCACUUUUGUAUUUCUUGUAUGAUGAACCGUUCAAGGAAAUGUGAAGCUAUGACCAGAUUUCUUACAGGCAGCUUCUGUUAAAAACGGCCUUAUUAUGGCCUUAUUAUUGACAACAGCAGCUGCUUUGCAGCUUCUGUCCCACUUUCACAGCUAAUUUUAUAGGCAAUGUUAUCUGUUACAGAUUUUCAAAGCUUUGAGUUGUGUAUUCUGGCGACACAUAGAUGGAUCCACAAAAGUAAUCAAGUUAAACCUACGUUGUGCUUCAAAAGUUUACUAUGAUCGUUAAAAAUGCAGUUCAAUAUGGAGCUAUGUUUAAUAGGCAAACAAUGGAUAUUCCUCAGUUGAAAGAAUGUCCACAUGUUUCCUGCAAGCAAUAGUUUAUGCCUGUCCUGUUGCCGUUAUUGUGUGGAAGCACAAUGAGCAUGUAAAUGUACGCUGCUGUGUAUGAAGCACCCAAGUGAUGUUUGCAGAAACGUAACAAACUCUGCUUUUAUGGCAGCUGUGUUAACUGUUAUUUAAUAACUUCAAAGUUCCUCCACAAUGUGCUAUGCGAGCUGAUGUGAAAGCUUGAAGCAGCUAUGUAUACACACUAAAAGUUGGUCCAUCUACUCAAACGGAAACACUGGUGCAGGGCCAACUCCGAGUUUGUCUUCUAAAUGUAUGUGAAAUUGAAGAAAUGCCCCUGUACCACUGAAAUUAUUUGAGUAUGUAGCACUUAAAGAAAGAAAGAAAAAUGGAAGUGCAGAGAUUACCAGAAGCUAACUUAAGGCCCACAACAUUUCUUUUUUCCAAGUUCCAAAAUUAGAAAAAGAAAACACUAAAGCACCAAAUUUACCAUACUGUAACAAAAAGGGGCAUUGCAUUUCCGUAAACUGAGUUUAUAAGAUCAUUUAAGACUAACAAAAUGAACAUGUUAAGUUUAUGACAUUCUUAUUGUGUUAGAGAAUUUUCACAAACGUUAUAUUUACAGAAUAUUGGCACAUUGUAGUCACAUGCAAGACAUCUGCCUCAAAUGCUUUAAUAGAUGAAAUUUACAAAACGAUAAUACUGUAGUAGAGUUGCAACAUUGAGGCGUUUGUUUUAUUAAUUAAAAAAAUUAAUUUUUGUGCACAAGCUUACAGACCCGCACAAAAUUCAUACAUUAGCCACUUGAAUUCGACAUUUUCUUUUCAAUGCAGAAAAUUUUGUUCAAACUGGUUCACUGUGUCGACUCGGUAAAGCAUCAUGAAUUUUGCAGUACUAUGUUUGACCAUGGAGGGCACGACCUAAAGUUUCCCCGUUACCAGGUCUGUGCAAAAAUGCACAGAUGCUCAUACCAUUAACAGUGUAACAUUGAAGUGGACAGUUGGGAGAGGGUGGCAUUUAAAAAAAUGAUCACUGCUUAAGUACCAUCCAAUUCAUCCUGGCUUUUGCAUCGCUGUGAGCAUACCAUCGGUGAACAACGAACAGCAAUUCCUCUUGCAAAUCCAGCUGCAACUGACAAGAGAGUAAAUUGUAACAUGGCAAACUGUUCUGGUACUGCCACCAGGUAGAAAUUUUUGGAGGUUACUUUUGACCUGUUCAUCUAUGUGGCUUCUUUGGUUAACCAGUUUAAAAAGUUUGUCAUUGUCAACGUGAAAGUUGUGCAGUCGGCUGCCUAGUCCUAGCUUGUGCCAGAUACCAAAGACCACACAUGCGAGCAUUUUAGGCAUUUUCAGAGGUUGUUGUUGCUGCUUAGGUGCUAACUUCGGGUGCUCUUGUGUAUUAAUUCCCCGUUACUUUAUGUACACUUACAGUCACGAGAAAAUGUCUAGAGACCACAGGUGCUAUAAAAAUAUCUUUUUCUGUUCACUGCCUAGGCACGAAGGCUCAACUCAAGUUGUGUAGCCCGUGUGCACCUGUUCAACCAAUGUCAUGCAUUACAGUAAUUCCACAUUGCUCGGCUGUGCUAGAAUAAAUUUUUUUGCUGAUAACAUGGUCUCUAAACUUUUGCUCUCAGCUGUACCUUUUGUGGUGCUAGUUGCCAGAAAAAAAAUAUAUUGCGGAUCUUGGGAAUGUGUUUAAGUUACGUCAUACAGAUGUUAAAACAACCAACAGUUGAUUCAAAGUACAUGUUUACUUGAAGUGUUGCAUAUACGCGAAUGCAGGUAAUGCUGCAAGUUGUGUUUGAGGCCUGUUCAAGUUUUCUGCACAGAGUACAGAGGCACCAGGGCAUUAAGUAUAAAUCUCAAAUAUCUCUGGCAGCAAUUUUUCCCGUGUCCGUUGAUUACCAACUGCCUUUGCCGAGUUGGAGCAGCGUGCAGUGUUACUGUGCAUACGUGACAAACUUUUGGCCCUGCUGCAACCUCGCAAAAGGACAGAACUGUACAGGGUGUGAGCUUUUAUGUGAGUAACAGUGUUUUGUGCAUGUCUGUUGUACGAUGGGUGUUGCUCUCGCUGUAGCUAAGCAUUUCUUCUGUAUCCGUAUGGCAGGAAAAAUGUUGACGAGUACCUUAACAUUGUGCCUCUGAAAGAAAGCGCAUAAAUGGAAUCGGGUUGCUAAAAAAGUAACUUCACAUGAAGUUGAUGUCAAAUAUGCCCGAGUCUCUAGUGUGACCUUCUGCCAAGUUGCUUGUUCAAAAAAAGAGAUGCAUUAUAAUGGCAUUUCAGCGGAGAAUUCUUUUCACUCCUAGCAACAUUGUCACAUAUAUUAUUUUGGAAUGGAGAUAUGGCAUUACCUUUAGUUGAAACGCAGUCAUCAUUGCACACAAUACAGCAUGCACAUAAUAGAAGCUAUGCUGCUACCCGAUGUUUCUUUUUCCCUCAAUUAAGGUAUGUGAGGUGUGUCCUUGGCUUGGCUUGCAAGAAGUCUCAGAAGGAAUGCAUUAUUUCUCACAUUUAUACAAGCUCUAAUUGCAACAUGUUCAUUGUGGCUUUUGUACUAUUGGCUGCCUUUGCAGAUUGUCUGAAAAUUUGCUAGCAACCUCGGAGUUUUCGAAAUGGAGGCAGCCAGUUAAGUCAGGUGCCAAGUGACCGCACAUUUCCAUUCCAGCACCUACUAGAGCUUGGCAGUUGGUCAGCACACACCGGGCAUUCCUUCGAGUCGCAAUCUUUAUUGUAUCAAGUGUCCACUGCAGAAAAUAAAAAAUGCCAAAGAUAGAGUAAAUAUGUACCUGUUAACAUGUCCGCUGGUUCCUGAGAAGACGACUACUAUUUAUGGAGAAAAUGUGAAAUAAAGAAGCUUCGUAUCGUUCUA
Messenger RNA from Dermacentor andersoni, 9592 nucleotides. RefSeq lists its product as uncharacterized. NCBI's taxonomy places the organism in Eukaryota, Metazoa, Arthropoda, Arachnida, Ixodida, Ixodidae. Gene Ontology annotation, molecular function: transmembrane receptor protein tyrosine kinase adaptor activity; fibroblast growth factor receptor binding. The record is from RefSeq and is a predicted model, not a curated record. Gene Ontology annotation, biological process: fibroblast growth factor receptor signaling pathway. Gene Ontology annotation, cellular component: cytoplasm.